This is a messenger RNA of Plasmodium cynomolgi strain B, 470 nucleotides long. RefSeq lists its product as hypothetical. The transcript has 4 exons. Bases 1 to 279 code for a protein of 92 amino acids. The record is from RefSeq and is a predicted model, not a curated record. NCBI's taxonomy places the organism in Eukaryota, Apicomplexa, Aconoidasida, Haemosporida, Plasmodiidae.
AUGCUCCCAAUUUAUGAGAAUUACACUGACAGAAUAAUUCUGCCGCACAGGAUAUUUUUACUCCUUUAUAAUUUCAGAAUAUUAAAAAUGUUACCACUGCAUUCAGAAAAUUCGAGCAUUUCGGCUCAUUAUGCAGUUCAAGAAGAACCAAGUGAAGAGAAAUUUUUUAAUGAUGUUUCGAAUACCUCUAAUAUCAAUUCUUUGGAACAAUCGUGGCGGCAGCGGCAGAGACAGAGGAAGAGGCAGAAGAAGAAGGCAAGUACAGUACAUUCCAUUUGACGUUCUGUGAACAAAGUACAAUAACAAAGAGGCUCUACAAAAAAUUAUGAUCAUCUGUUUUGCAAAUGUCCUAUAUGACAUUUGGAAAAACAUACACAUAUGUUGGAUGCAUAUAGGUGAAUAUUUUCCCCCCUGUUUGAACGCAAAUUUUGUAGCAACAUAAAACGAACGAUGAUGCCAGAAAGGCAGAU